Messenger RNA from Plasmodium gonderi, 255 nucleotides. RefSeq names its product zinc finger protein. The coding region runs from base 1 to 255 and encodes 84 amino acids. The transcript has a single exon. The record is from RefSeq and is a predicted model, not a curated record. Gene Ontology annotation, biological process: protein histidyl modification to diphthamide. Lineage: Eukaryota; Apicomplexa; Aconoidasida; Haemosporida; Plasmodiidae. Gene Ontology annotation, molecular function: metal ion binding.
AUGAUAGUUGAAAGUAACAACCUAGAGAUUGAUGAGGGAUAUGAUGUUAUAUAUGAUGAAGUAAAAUUAGAAGAUUUUGAGUUUGAUGAAACGAUUAAAACCUUUUUUUAUCCAUGCCCAUGUGGAGAUAUUUUUGAAGUAACCCUAGAAGGAAUUUUAAAAGGCCAAGAUAUUUUAAGAUGUCCAAGCUGUUCUUUAACCAUUAAAAUAAUAUACAGUCAGAGCGAUUUAAGGAAGUAUGCUUCAAAUCCGUGA